AACUUGACAGCGUUGCAGCCUCAAUAAGAGUUAGCAGGAUCAGUCCUGCAGCAUUAAGUCAAAUGCUCAUCUUCUGAUUUUACUGUUGAAUUUCAGGUGUCAAUGAAAUACCACAGUGAAAAAUACUACUUUACCUCAGUGUACCUGUCAUAUAAAAUUACAGUUAUUCUGCUCUGAAAGGAUUUUUGACCCUCUCAUAACAGAUCAGUCUGCAUUUGUUCCAAGAUUGCAACAUCCGUCAAAAUGCCUUUUAUCGAGCACGUAUCGGACGCCGAUCUGGAGUGUUUGGCGUUGGAGCGGGUCGUCCCGGCGCUGCAGGCUUAUGGCUUCUGCUAUGUGGACGGUGUCCUCGGGGAGCUGGCCGGGGACGCCGUGCUGGAGCAGGUGAAGGAGAUGCACCGCUCCGGCGUGCUGCAGGAUGGCCGGCUGGCAGGCUCCGUCCCGGGCGUCCACCGGAGCAGCAUCCGCGGGGAUAAGAUCGCCUGGGUGAGCGGCACAGAGCGCGGGUGCGAGGCGAUCAACUUCCUGCUCAACCUGAUCGAUAAGCUCAUCUCCGUGUGCGCGAGGCGGCUCGGGAGCAAGACGAUCCGGGAGAGGUCCAAGGCCAUGGUGGCGUGUUACCCAGGAAACGGGGCGGGUUACGUCAAACACGUGGACAACCCGAACUGCGACGGACGCUGCAUCACCUGCACCUACUACCUCAACAAGAACUGGAACACCAAGGAGCACGGAGGCGUUCUCAGGAUCUUCCCGGAGGGGAAAUCCUUCGUGGCCGACAUCAAGCCGCUGUUCGACCGGCUGCUCUUCUUCUGGUCCGACCGCAGGAACCCACACGAGGUGCAGCCCUCCUACUCUACCAGGUACGCCGUCACAGUUUGGUAUUUCGACUCGGAGGAGAGAGCCGAGGCUAAGAGACGCUUCAGAGACAUGACAGCCUCAUCUCUGCAGCAGUGCAGCAGCUCCAGCUGAUCGUCAGGAUUCCUCCCGACUCUCAGAGCUUCUAGAGAAGCUGAAUAACUUGAAUCACCCUUCAGCCUAUAACUGUGCAUACCCUCUAAGGGACGGAGGCGGCCUGCACGUGCUGCUACAACCUGUUGAGUUCAGAGGACCUGCAGCUGCUCUGUACUUACCCCGUUUAACAUGAUGUCUGUGCGAUACUCUGCUGAGCCGAGGAACGCUGUGGACUCCGCCGUCGGCUCGCUGCAAACUAGAGAAGGAGACAAGUCGUGACGCUUACACGCCCGUGUGAUAGAAACGUGUCGUAAGAUGAAGACACACAGGAGCGUUGUGGGUUUAGUCGUAGAGAUAUCAUCUACAGUCGGGCUGGAACUCUUAACGUCGAGGAAGAAAAGUGAGCGACAGUUGGUGUAAAUAUCAGAGGCCACAAAAUGUAUGUUUGACUGAACUCAAAACUCUAAUGUACACGAGUGACAUGUUAUCUACGAUUAAUACCUAAUUAAAUUGUUCUUUCCUGCAAAGUUUAGAGAAAAUGAGACGUAAAAACAAUCUUAACUUAAUGUCCACUUGGAAACUGCUGAGGAAGACUGAGGAUUUAACAUCCAAAAAGCUCAGAAGUGGACUUAACGUAGUUGCUUUUCUUUCCGUUGUGUUGCACGCUGAGCUGCAUUAUGACUUCACUUUCUCCGCCCUGACUUGUCGUCUCUGAAUCUGGUGAACAGAGUUGUGUGCGUGCUCCGCCCUCCACCGAUGGAGAAGGACGAAGAGGAAGAUAGAUUCCAAUGAUGCAGCAGAUUUGCAUUUAUAGAAUGCUCUGUAAACUGUCACAUGAUAUUUACAGAUGUGUUGAAUAAAACUUCUAUUUUAAGAACAGA
Messenger RNA from Cottoperca gobio, 1832 nucleotides. It is a transcript of the gene egln3, whose product is annotated as egl-9 family hypoxia-inducible factor 3. Bases 244 to 969 code for a protein of 241 amino acids. Gene Ontology annotation, cellular component: cytoplasm; nucleus. The transcript is spliced from 5 exons. The record is from RefSeq and is a predicted model, not a curated record. Gene Ontology annotation, biological process: peptidyl-proline hydroxylation to 4-hydroxy-L-proline; cellular response to hypoxia. NCBI's taxonomy places the organism in Eukaryota, Metazoa, Chordata, Actinopteri, Perciformes, Bovichtidae. Gene Ontology annotation, molecular function: L-ascorbic acid binding; peptidyl-proline 4-dioxygenase activity; ferrous iron binding.